Phialemonium atrogriseum is the source of this 2421-nucleotide messenger RNA. RefSeq lists its product as uncharacterized. The record is from RefSeq and is a predicted model, not a curated record. The coding region runs from base 1 to 1974 and encodes 657 amino acids. Lineage: Eukaryota; Fungi; Ascomycota; Sordariomycetes; Cephalothecales; Cephalothecaceae. The transcript is spliced from 6 exons.
AUGACCGGGGUCACCGGAAUCGCCCUCAACGUGGCCACCAAGGCGGAGUUGCUACCGGAGUUGCGGGGCGACGGGGAUGGCGUAUCGGCGGCGGACGACAAGACGGAGACGUUGCAAGCCGCCGACGCGAAGAUACCGCUGGACUGCGGACAUGGCGGGAAGCAAGGGGAGGGGGCGGCAGACGAGCCGGAGUUGGAUGAGCUGUCCGAGAGGUUGAACACCGGAGCGUUGACUGUCAGUAUCCUUGGGCCGUACGGAAAUCUGGCGCGCGUCACUGGCCACGUCUACUGGGAUGGGAUUGAAAGGGAGACGGAUUGGCCAUCCUGGGGCGAUAGGGAGAGAGAGGCUUCGUGCAGGUGUCACAUGCCUCGUUUGUCUCGAGGCACGUACGAGUCGCCCGAUGAUGAGGAUUAUGGCUUGCUUGAUGCCGAGAGUAACCUCAAGUUUGAGAAUGUCAAUCCCAGAACGGUCACUGUCGGAGGAUUUGGCAUUGAAUCUUGGGACUUCGAAAACACCAAGCCCAGAGAAGACGAUGAUGGUCAUUCGCUCGAGUUUGCCGAGGAACUGGACCUGGAGGAGAUUGUUGGUACACUGGGAAUUGUGUACUACAACCAACAGUAUGCGCGAGACCCCAAACGCUGGAUUGGGGACCUCUAUAGUCUGCGCAAUCGCACCGACGUCUUUGCGGAGUUUACAAGGGAAUCGAGCGUGGGGCUGCAAUGGGCGGCACCGAGAGACGAUGAGUAUAUCGGAAUAUGGAACUUCCUACGACAGAUCAUUGUGGCCAGGGAGCUGGCGGUGCGAUUGGAACACCUCGACGGAGAUUCAUCCUAUGCCGGCUUCACGGCUCGGGUCUUAGCCAGCCUCAUCGUCUCGGAUUUGUGUUUGAAGCACGCCGAAAUCAUCAUCACGGACACAAAACUACAGAUUGACGGCGCGGAAAAGUGGCCGUAUAUAAACGAGGUCCGCGACUACGCCGAGGAUGCCUACAGCAACAUCCGUGGCCGACGGUCAACGUCCACCUGCAUGACUGGCUGUUCAGUAUCAUCCUCCCGGGCAAGUGGUUUUGCCUUCAAAAUCAUGACGGCCUUGGUCCUCUGCACGCCCAGCAUCAAGGACAGAAUCGGUGUCAUUCCCUGUUAUGACUGUAGCCUGUCGCUGCCAAUCCGGUCAUACUGGCGCUCCAGAACAGUCCUGGGCCGCGUGCUGGGUUGUCUACCGGGCGUAACGGGGCUCUGCGGGUGGAUCGGGCCGUGUCCCCCAAUCGAGCUUGAUCCCCCAGAGAAGGGAGGGAAGAAGCCGCGACACGUCCGCGUCAAGGCGCGACGCAUCGCCCCGAUAGAUCACAGGCCGAACCGCGACGACGGCGUCAUCGACCUCGGCUCCGGAUACGACCGGUUCGAAGCGACGCGCAUCCGGCCCGGCGAGGAGGUGGACGCGUAUCUCGCGGACAUGAAAGACCCGGGCAAGAAGCUCCCGCUGGACGUCGACGUGGCGCGCAAGGGGGCCGCCAAGAGGACGACCGGCGGCGACGGAGACAUCGACGACCUGUACGUGCAGAACGGGACCCAGUACCAGGCGAGCAUCUCGUUCCAGAUGGACGGGGACGUGGAGGACAGCGCGGGCCCGGUCGCGUACAAGUUCUUCACCAACCCCAUCUUCGUGACGCCGCCGCCCUGCCAGGGGGGCCCGCACGAGGUGCACGCGAGGGAGCUGUCGCGGUACCGGGGUGACAACGUCUGGCCGGUCGCGAGGCUGAAGGGCCACACCCCCGAGGACGUCGACGUCGGCGGCGGGGCGGUCGUGGUCAUCAACGCCACGGGGAGGGGCGCCGAGGUCCUCGCGAGGGCGUGGUGCUCGGAGCGCGGGGGGAAUGCCGUCAUCCGCCGCGCUGGGGGGCCCUGCUUCGUCUGCGCUGUUUGCGCUGCCGGCAAAGGGGGCCUCGGCACGGGCGUCUUGAUAUGGGUCGGGUAGAAGAGCAGCGAUCGCGUUGGAAGUUGAGGCCUUGCAGCAUAUUGCUCGUGCACAUCGCAAUUAUAACUCCGACGAUUACACUAUCCUAUGUGUUACAUGGGAUUCCCCUUUUGCCCUAGAGAAGGCGACGACUUGACAGGUUCUGGGUGCAUUGUAUUUAUUUGGUAUAUCAUAAAUUGGCGAUUAUUACAGCUCGAACGACAGAUACGCUGGGAUGCCCAAUGUCUAGGUUGCUCAUGGAUACUCUCAAGAUGCCUCAAGGGAUCGGUUAGUCUGACGAGAAUCCACAAACACCAUCUGCCCGACGAGAUGGCUCACCCUCCCCCCCUACUUCAGCCUCUGCCCGCACAGCCCAAUCGCAACAUCCGCCGUCGCGCCGUCGAGGAAGUCAUUCAUGACCACGACGAGGGCCUCGCGGCCGCACGCGGCCAGCACGUUGUCCCUGAC